AUGGAGAAACCUUCUAACUUUUGUGAGUCUUUUGAAAAACUGAAAGCCGAAUGCGUCGAGGAAUCUUUGAAGAAAGGAGGAGAUGCAACUCAGUUCCUUACCGAAAGGGUUGUUAAGGACUUAAUCCUAUUCCGUGUUACUAAACGUAAGUAUCUGCCGCAAACAGAUUUCAAAAGUAAAAUUACUGAAUAUUUGGCCAUGGAUAAGCUUCCCAAGAAGCCUAGGACUCAGCGAGUGGCUUUGCCCAAACCCGAUACACAGGCCAAUGAUGAAGCUCAAGCUCAAGUUGUUUUAUCAACGUCUGAGUCUUUAUUGAUUGAAGGUGAGGUGCCUAUGACUGAGCCAGCGGUUAAGCCCAAGAAACUGCACAUCUUGUGUAAUGGAAAGUUAUUCAAGAGUUCUUCUGCUAUGCCUGCCCCUCCAAACCCACCACGACGCUUGCCUGAGAGUAUCAGGAAUCGCAUUAACGGAAUGCGUGUAACCGGAGAAGUUUUGGUCAUUCGAAAAACCCUUUUUGAUACUGAUGUGAACCCAGGUCAGUGUAAAUUAUCCAUGCCUGUAAGCCAAACCAAUCCAGAUUUCUCGAGAGAGGUAGAGAGAGAAUCUCUUAGUCAGAAAAAGGCCGCCCUCGAUGUACUAUUCAUUGAGCCAUCUAAUACAGUCAAGACGAUGAUCUUAGUGAAAUGGAAUAUGAGCAAAAACGCCAUAUAUGCUCUGAGAACAAAUUGGAAUGGCGUCGUCAGAGAAAACAAACUUAAGAAGGGUAAUGUGGUCGAAGUUUGGUCUUUCCGAAUUGGUGCCCAAGAACGACUUUGCAUGGCUUUAGUUGUUCUCAAUGGAGGAGAAGAAAGCAAAAGUAGUGGCAGUAGCAAUGACAUUAACGAGGGAAGAAAUAACAGCAAUCAAAGAGUAGAAGUAGCACACAGCAAUGGCUGCAGUGGCAGUGGUGGUGAUGCAGGAAGUACCACCAACCAAAGUACAAAUAUGGAAUCAACUCCUUAA
Molecule: messenger RNA, 1002 nt
Organism: Quercus robur (English oak)
Lineage: Eukaryota; Viridiplantae; Streptophyta; Magnoliopsida; Fagales; Fagaceae
Product: putative B3 domain-containing protein At3g49610
Exons: 1
Coding region: 1-1002 (333 amino acids)
Molecular function (GO): DNA binding
Source: RefSeq, a predicted model, not a curated record